AUGCACCGAGCUGCCACUGCGGCCGAGGCGCGCUGCCUCUUGCUGGCCGAUGAGGCGACCGCCGCCUAUCUCGAAGCCCAUCCACGAGCCUCCAUCGCCGACAUGACCAUCGCGUUUCUGCGCCAGCGCGCUGUGAAUGCGACCUUGGUGCUCUACAAGGAGCUCGAAAAGCCUCAGAUCCGGCGUGAGCUGGCCGCCUUUGCCAACUUUGAUUGGUCCCAUGUUGAGGACAUUGCUGCGGAGCUCGAUGAUGAGACCUCCAGCUUCCGGCACGACUGCUCUGAAUUUGUCAGCACGGUGCUACAGGUUGUGCAUGACUUGACAAUUGCCAUUGCGGACUUGCCCGUCUGGAUUCAUGCCCUCGAGCUGUACGGGCCAGCCCAAGGCCUGCCGCAGAUAUCGCAUGUCCAGCGCGCCGACACAAUUGAUGCUUUUUCCGCUCGCACCUGGAACGAAACGCGGUCCGCCCUGGCUGCCCGCCAGGCAGCUCGCCGCUCCAUGACUCAAGCCAUCACGGAUCGAGACGAUCUCCCAAUCUGUUCCAACUGUGGCGCGUCACUGAGGCACGCCUAUAGCUUGCAGCGCUGUGACGCAUGCGAAUGCAUUGCUCUACAUUACCGGGUGCGAGCCCGGAUGCCGCGGACCUCUUCCGAGUAUCGGCACCUGCGUGUCCCGUCAGAGCGAACCAUGCCAGCUCGAGCCAGAUCAUCUUCCGUCUAG
This is a messenger RNA of Monosiga brevicollis MX1, 720 nucleotides long. RefSeq lists its product as uncharacterized. Bases 1 to 720 code for a protein of 239 amino acids. The record is from RefSeq and is a predicted model, not a curated record. The transcript is spliced from 3 exons. Lineage: Eukaryota; Choanoflagellata; Craspedida; Salpingoecidae.